AUCGGGAGAUCGGUUGUCUUACAGUCUCUAACCUUCUCCGCAGAUUUUGUGUAUUUGUCGUGUGCACAGACACGUCCUGUGGACCGAGAACUGACAGGCCCCAGUCCUCAGAUCCUGCCUGGCCUGUAUAUUGGCAACUUCAAAGAUGCCAGAGAUGCAGAACAGUUGAGCAGGAACAAGGUGACCCACAUCCUAUCUGUCCAUGAUAGUGCCAGACCCAUGUUAGAGGGGGUUAAAUACCUGUGCAUUCCAGCAGCGGAUUCACCAUCUCAAAACCUGACAAGACAUUUCAAAGAAAGUAUUAAAUUCAUUCACGAGUGCCGGCUCCGGGGAGAGGGCUGUCUUGUCCACUGCCUGGCCGGUGUCUCCAGGAGUGUGACGCUGGUGAUCGCGUACAUCAUGACCGUCACUGACUUUGGCUGGGAAGAUGCCCUGCACACUGUGCGUGCAGGCAGGUCCUGUGCCAACCCCAACCUGGGCUUCCAGAGACAGCUCCAGGAAUUUGAGAAGCAUGAAGUCCAUGAGUACCGGCAGUGGCUGAAGGAGGAGUAUGGAGAGAGCCCUUUGAGGGAUGCAGAAGAAGCCAGGAACAUUCUGGCCACACCGGGCGUUCUGAAGUACUGGGCCUUUCUCAGAAGACUGUAACACACCUGAAGUCGGAAAUGCUGCAGAGCCACCGAGUUUAGUCUGGUGCUGCCAGAAAGAAAACCUAGAGUUUAAGUGUCCAGAACUUUUCUGUGAACUUGUCUGUUGUUUUAAAUGGAGUACCUGUGUAAUCGUGUUGUUACAUGUUGAGCACUGAGGACACUCUUAGCGAGAGGACAUGUUUUUGCCUUAAUUCCAGUGCUGCGGCGAUGCCUUUGACCACAAUCUUGGUGCCUGGGCAGCAGUCUCGACAGUCCUGCUGCCAUCCUGACUGUAGCCUCUGGUCACGUGCUUCAGUCUCCCAGCUGGCAUAUCUCUCUUGGUGCGUCUUACCCAUGGUUUAUGUUCUCUCCAUGGUGACAUUUACCAACAGCUACACACUUUUAUUAAUAAAAGGUAGCGUAGCCACAUUUCA
Messenger RNA from Myotis davidii, 1060 nucleotides. It is a transcript of the gene DUSP22, whose product is annotated as dual specificity phosphatase 22. Gene Ontology annotation, cellular component: cytosol. The annotation marks the transcript as partial. Lineage: Eukaryota; Metazoa; Chordata; Mammalia; Chiroptera; Vespertilionidae. The record is from RefSeq and is a predicted model, not a curated record. Gene Ontology annotation, biological process: transforming growth factor beta receptor signaling pathway; positive regulation of JNK cascade; protein dephosphorylation. Gene Ontology annotation, molecular function: protein tyrosine/serine/threonine phosphatase activity. The transcript has 8 exons.